Messenger RNA from Sorghum bicolor (sorghum), 1203 nucleotides. RefSeq names its product soluble inorganic pyrophosphatase 4. Gene Ontology annotation, biological process: phosphate-containing compound metabolic process. Bases 271 to 915 code for a protein of 214 amino acids. The transcript has 8 exons. The record is from RefSeq and is a predicted model, not a curated record. Gene Ontology annotation, molecular function: inorganic diphosphate phosphatase activity; magnesium ion binding. Gene Ontology annotation, cellular component: cytoplasm. NCBI's taxonomy places the organism in Eukaryota, Viridiplantae, Streptophyta, Magnoliopsida, Poales, Poaceae.
CCACCCAGGAAGCGGGAAGUACUUCUGCUUGUGCUUCCAUUCCACCACAUCUCCCUCUCUCUCUCUGUCGGUCCUCGUCCGCCGCGCCUCCCUCCGUCCUCUGCUCCGCCGCUUUAAAACCACACCGCGCGGCUCCGCCCACUCCAUCCCAUCCCCGACUCCGUCGCCUGCCUCCCGUGCCUUGCCUUCUAGGGUUUCCCCCGUCGCCGCCUCCUCCCUCUCCCCAGAUUUGGAUCUAAGCCGCCGCCGCCGCCGACCCAGGUUGUCUUGAUGGCGCCCGCUGUGGAAGCCGUGAAGGAGACUGGCUCGUUCCAAAAGGUUCCUGCCUUGAACGAAAGGAUACUGUCAACCAUGUCCAGGAGAUCUGUUGCUGCCCACCCUUGGCAUGAUCUGGAGAUAGGUCCUGGCGCUCCAACCAUAUUCAACUGUGUCAUUGAGAUUCCCAGGGGCAGCAAGGUUAAGUAUGAACUUGACAAGAAAACUGGAUUGAUCAAGGUGGACCGUGUGCUGUAUUCAUCAGUUGUUUACCCUCACAACUAUGGAUUCAUUCCACGCACACUUUGUGAAGACAGUGAUCCUUUGGAUGUACUGGUUAUAAUGCAGGAGCCAGUUAUCCCAGGCUGUUUCCUACGUGCAAAGGCCAUCGGCGUUAUGCCCAUGAUUGAUCAAGGAGAGGCAGACGACAAGAUCAUUGCAGUGUGUGCUGAUGAUCCUGAGUACAAGCACUACAAUGAUAUCAAGGACCUCCCACCUCACCGCUUGGCUGAAAUCAGGCGCUUCUUUGAAGACUACAAGAAGAAUGAGAACAAGGAGGUUGCUGUGAACGACUUUCUGCCUGCAACUGAAGCUUAUGAAGUCAUACAGCACUCUAUGGAUCUGUAUGCUACCUACAUUGUUGAGGGCCUGAGGAGAUAGGCUGCUGGUGGCCGGGAAGGUGAAGGAUGUUGACGAAAAAUUGGGAGACCGUUUACCACAUGGAACGAGUAUUGUUAUUUUGUAUGUGUCGUGUAUACUACUAGUAGUGAACCCUAAAUCAAAAAACCGAAAUCCCCUGGGGAGUCGGUAGUAGCUGAAGCUAGUAACACAAGGUUGGCUAAAUAUUCUUUUCUGGCCUCAGUGCCAAUAUAUGUUUGACAUGUUGUACGUACUUCAUUGUCAUGGUAAUAUUCAUUCGCUUUUUAUGAUAUAGUGAUUGAAUGUGUU